CAAAAUAAAUACAAUAAAUGACAGGGGUUAUACAAUAUAUAAGUUAAAGAAGAUUCGAUCAUUUUAAGCCACUUCUAUUCUCCAAUUUCAAUAAAAGAAUAAAAGAAUAAAUUUAAAUCGGCUCUGUCCGACAGCGGUAAACAAACAUGGCGGCCGUGCGUUGCCAUGGUGACGCGGUGUAAAGGCGUCCGUGUCGGUGCCUGAUGAGAACUCGUCAACAACUGACGAUACUGUCCGGUUUAUUUCUAAGGGGCGAGCGUGGACACCAUGAACCAAGUGGAUUAUCUCCACCAGCUCGACACUGGGAGUCUGACUUUGGAGGAGAAGCUGGAGAUUAAAGGUCUCGGUGUCCAUCAGCCGCAGGAUGUCGGUAGAAACCAGACCACUGAUGUCCAGCAGCUGUCGGCGAUUAAAGAAGAAGUUCCCCCCGAUCUGGACCAGCAGGACCCAGAACUCCUCCACAUAAAGGAGGAACAGGAGGAACUCUUGACCAGUCAUGAGGAACGGUUCCCAUUCGCUGUUGUUCAAGUGAAGAGUGAAGGUGAUGAAGAGAAACCUCCUCUCUCACAGCUUCAACUAAGACAAACUGAAGACGAGAAGGAGACAGAGUCUCCAACCAGCAGCUCAGCUCCACAGAUGAAAACAGAAGCUGAUGAAGAAGAACCAGCUCGGAACCCAAAUCCAAACAGCACUAAUAAAAAGUCUUCGGACUCUUCUGAGACUGAAGUUAGUAAUGAUGAUGAAGACGAUGACGAAGGUGAUGGUUGGCAGAACCCUUUGUCAGAUUGUGAACUUGAAAAUGGUGACAGCGUUAGGGUGAAAACGAAUGCACCUGAGUCAGGUGAACGAAGAGAUGUGGGCAGUCACGCAGUCAGAAAACCCUUUAGGUGCUCCGAGUGUGGUAAACAAUUUCUGUACAAGCAGUCGCUUCAGAGGCACCUCACACGUCAGAUCAAAUCAAACAAGAGAUCUUCCAGCAGCUUGGUCACUAAGAAGUGCACAGGAAUAUAUCAAAAUGUAGAUCUACAGACGAGAGUCCACACAGAAGACAAGCCAUUUGUCUGUGAUGUUUGUGGACAAAGGUUUAACCAAAAGGCAAAUCUGAAGACGCACACGAGAGUUCACACGGGAGAGAAACCCUUCCACUGCGAAGUCUGCGGCGAAAGAUUUGGACAUCACCAUAGUUUUAAAACACAUAUGAGAGUCCACACAGGAGAGAAACCGUUCCAUUGUGAUGUUUGUGGUGAAAGAUUCAGACAUCAGUAUAAUUUUAAAACACACAUGAGAGUCCACACAGGAGAGAAACCAUUUGGCUGUGAUGUCUGUGGACAAAGAUUCAACAGAAACACACUUCUUAAAACACACAUGAGAGUUCACACAGGAGAGAAACCAUUCGGUUGUGAUGUUUGUGGACAAAGGUUCUAUCGAAACACGCACCUUAAGACACAUAUGAGUGUUCACACAGGAGAGAAACCAUUUAACUGUAAUGUUUGUGGACAAAGGUUUAACAGAAAAGGAGGCCUCAAGACUCACAUGCGAGUUCACACAGGAGAGCAACCGUUCGGCUGUGAUGUUUGUGGAAAAAGGUUUAAAAGGAAGGGAGGUCUCAAUGCGCAUACGAGAGUUCACACCGGAGAGAAACCGUUUUGUUGUAGCAUCUGUGAGGAAAGAUUUAGACAUCAGUCAAAUCUCAUUCGACACAGAAGGCUUCACACGGGAGAGAAACCGUUUAGUUGCAGCGUUUGUGGUAAAACCUUUAACCAGAAGAUUCAUUUUAAGAGGCACCUGAGAGUCCACGCAGGAGAGGAAGUAAGCGCCAACACCGUGGACGAAGAGGACGAUCAGCAGGACACUGACUCUCAGCAGGACGCUGAAAGUCAGGAGAUUAAACACCUCAGUGUCCAUCAGGCGCCGGACAUUGUUGUCAACCAAAUUUCCGACGUCCAGCAGCUCUUGGUCAUUAAAGAAGAAGUUCCCUCUAACUUGAGCCCCAGUCUGGAGCAGCAGGGACCAGGACCCGUCCACAUAAAGGAGGAACAGGAAGAAGUCUUGUCCAGCCAGGAGCAAGAACAGCUUCAUGUGCUGGAGGAGGCUGAUGUCACCAGGUUCAAAGACUCUGCUGUGAAAAGUGAAAGCGACCAAGACAAACCUCCGUCCUCACAGCUUAAUCAGAGCCAAACUGGAGACACCGCGGAGACAGAGACUCCGACAAACAUCUGGACUGAACGGAUGAAAUCAGAAAGAGGUGGAGAAGACGUCGGUGCACGGGAACCAGCCAGGAACUCAAACCCAAACACUCAUUUCCAGCCACAUGCUGAUGAAACCUCUACUGAAACAGAAGGUAGCGAUGAAGACGACUGGCAGGAACCUGUGUCAGAUUCUGGACCUGAAAACCAACACAGUGACGAUGACCUCUGGGAACCCGAGUCAAGUUUAAAUAGUCAGAAAUCCCAGAAAAACAAGUUGUCUCUUCAGAGAUGUUUGGUUAAUAAAAACGGUUUUAGAUUUAAGAAAAAUGUAGAUUCACAGAUGAACGUUCAGACGGAGGAAAAACGACUUGGCUGUGAUUUGUGUGGACAACGAUUUAACCAGAGCUGUCACCUUAAGGCUCAUAAGAGACUUCACACAGGAGAAAAACCAUUUGGCUGUGAUGUUUGUGGACAACGAUUCACCCGCAACACACAUCUUAAGACUCACAUGAGGGUUCACACCGGAGAAAAACCAUUUAGCUGUAAUGUUUGUGAAAAAAGCUUUGGACAUCACUAUAACCUUAGUAGACACAUGAUCGUCCACACAGGAGAGAAACCAUUCGCAUGUGAUGUGUGUAAGCUAAGAUUUACAAAUCAAGGAAGUCUGAGGACGCACACAAGAGUUCACACCGGAGAGAAACCCUUCGGAUGCACAGUCUGCGGCGAAAGAUUCAACCGAAAUGGAAAUCUGAAGAUCCACAUGAGACUUCACGUGGGAGAGAAACUCUUUGGCUGUGACGUGUGCGCAAAGAAAUUCACACAACAGGGGAAUUUAAAGAGACACAUGAGAGUCCACUCAACAGAGAAACCGUUCGGUUGUGACGUCUGCGGUUAUCGAUUUGUAAAAGAGAGUAAUUUAAAGACACACAUGAGAGUUCACACUUUAAAGAAAACAUUUGAUUGUGGUGAAAUAUUUCCGUGACACGUGGACUCUGUCACAUGUGAUCUGAGUGACUCAGAGAUUUAAAACUAAAUUAACUGAAUGUGAAAACGUGAAUGAACUAAAGCUGGUUGGUUUCUAUUGUCCCGGGUGUUGAUGUAUUGGUUGAACUCCAGGCUUGUUCUGUUUGUUCAGUGGUGUUGUACAAUCAGUCCAUAUAAGUAAUAUUGUUACCAGAUGACUUAUUAUUGCAAUAGUAUUAAUGAACAGCCUCAUAUCAAUAAAGAUCAUUAAGUGAGAAA
This is a messenger RNA of Mugil cephalus (flathead mullet), 3431 nucleotides long. RefSeq names its product zinc finger protein 665-like. Lineage: Eukaryota; Metazoa; Chordata; Actinopteri; Mugiliformes; Mugilidae. The record is from RefSeq and is a predicted model, not a curated record. The transcript is spliced from 3 exons. The coding region runs from base 268 to 3171 and encodes 967 amino acids.